AUGUCGGAAGAAAGAACCAAUUACUCUUCUACUAUUUUAGUGAGCAAGCCCCCAAAAGAGGCCAUCGAAUGUUUGGUUUUGAGACAUACCCAAGUCACGAAUAUCAAUAAAGAUUUGGCUCAAUGGCUAUCUGAUUACCAUAAAAUUAAAAAACAAUUUGCUAAUUCCCUGAACAGUUUGUUAGCUCGUGGAAAUGGAUUGUUUGAAAAGCGGAACGAUGUUUAUCACAAUGACCUGGUCAAUGCUAUGGGUUUGCUUCACCCGUUGUGGAUGUCAGUUUAUAGUGAGGUCGGCAUGGAGUAUAAGGCUGCUGAGGGCGGUUGCAGGCGCUUGCUAUCUGAGAUUGUUAAGCCAAUUCGUACUUUUAAUCAAGACUUUGACUCAAGUUUGGACAGUUUGAACACUUUAGAGGACUUGGCUUCAAAUAUCGAUGAAUUGAACUCCUCCAAAAAACUCAAAGAAAGCGAGAAAGAGAGACUGAACGAGUUGAACGAUGAAUGGUCUUCCAAAGCACCAUAUUUGUUUGAGAUUUUUGAGAGCUAUGACUACAACAGAUUGAUAAUGCUGAAGGAUGCCUUCACCAACUUUGAAACCAAUGUUCAGGACAAUAUCCAACUUUACCAAAAACAAAAUGAACAGGGUCUUCAACUGACUUUGAACUUCAAUCCAGAUGAUGAAAUAUCUCGUUUCAGCACUGAUGCUUGUUCCAAAGAGAUUCUCUUGUCUUCCAAGAAGAGAAAGGACUCGAAGACUGCUGUUGACCACACUGAUGUUGAGUCUCAAGGAACCCACAAGACUUCACGUUCCUCAAAGCUACUAGGAAAGCUUGGUUCUCAUAACCAAGAUCACCACUCCAUCUCUUCAGGUCGUGAAGCUACUUCUGCUCCGCAAACUGCCCCAGUGCCAUCUGCAGAACCUCUUGGUUUUAAUGGCAAAUUUACUUCCAAAAGUGCAAAGGAACCAUCGUCCAAAAACCACAAAUUGCGGUCUAAAGUGGGAUCUAUAUUCGGCAGGAAGAAAAAAUCUAAGAACCCAAACCCUGAUAUGGGAACCAUUGCCGAAAGCACUUCUUCUUCGUUCGUUUCAAACAAUAGGUCAGAAUCUUCGGUAAACGUAGGAAGACGAACUGCAACCAGGGAACAAACUCAUCUUUCUCGUGAAGUCACGCUGAAUGAUAAAGGUGCCGGUGAGCAAUCCUUUGAAGCUAAGCAAGAAAGGCCUUCCAGUAUUCAAAAUUCUUUGGAGAAUAAUGUUGCUGCUCCGAAAUCCGAAAUUAAGCAGCUGGGCAUUCAACCACAGAUACCAAAGACUGCUCAAGAUAAUUAUGUGUCUUCUGUGGAGACUUCUUCGCCUGAGCAACAACAACAACAGAAAGAAAAUGCCGCUCAGCUGUCGUAUGGAGUUGCUCAACCACCAGCUCCUCCAACAUCGAGGCACACUUAUACCAGCGAAUCUGCGUUGAAUCCUCCUCGUUCAAGUCAUGGUGCUGUUCCACCACCUCCUGUGCCUAGAAAUAACCAAAGAGUGCAAUCCCAUCUGUUCCAUGACCUUCCACAGGCUAGACAACCAAGUUUUGCGUCUACCGUGGCAACAAACAACGAAGAUGUUAGCAGUGUACGUAUUGGUGGCGCUGGAAUUGCUGUACAAAACACAGGUUCUUCCAGUAUUAAACCUAACUUGACAGGUACUUCUGCAGGUUCUCCUUUCCAACAUCCUUCGCUAAGGGCACCUGGAUUGAAUGCAAGUAUUGCUGAAGUAAUCAACGCUUCAUUCAAAGAUGGUGUUAAGACUCGUUCCAGUAUAGUUGGUGAAGUUGCGUUCUCAUAUAUAACGGAUCCUGCAAAUAAUACCUUGCCUUCGAAUAUCAACUUUACGUUACAAAAUAGCAAAAAGCAGGCUGACAAAUACUUACUAAACAAUGACAUUCUGAGACAACAUGCAGAGAACUCGUUUACACUAACCGAUGUGCAACAGAUUCAAUUCCAGACUUUAGGUGCUGUGAAGUAUCUGCUGAAUGACGUUGCUGCUCCAAUUGUUGUUAUUCCUACGUGGAAGUUUGAGGAACAUCAGGCAAGUGUCAUAAUCUCAGUCAGACUCUCCCCAGAAUUGUUGGCCACGUUGCCAGAAGACUUCAAAGGGCUCACCCUUAGUAACUUCUCGUUAUCCGUUUCAAUCAAGGGUGCGCAAGCAACUUCAGCAGCCACUAAACCACAAGGCUCUUUCAAUAAGGAAAAGAACAGAAUUGCUUGGACUUUCCCCAACCCUAUAACGCUGACAGCUACUAACGAAGAGCGACUGAUAGCAAGAUUUAUGACUUCAGGAUUGGCUCAAGAGGCAGACACUGGAUGUUUGGUGAAGUUUGUGAUUAAUGAUGAUUUUGGAACCAGGUUGGUUGAUUCAGGAUUUACUUUGCAAUACCAAGAGGUUACCAAUGAUCCGUUUUCUUCUUCCGAUAAUGUCUCUAGUGGAGAAUGGAAACCAGUCCAUGAGUUAAAGACCCUUGUUGCGGGGACGUAUUCCGGCUCUGCUUAG
Komagataella phaffii GS115 is the source of this 2532-nucleotide messenger RNA. RefSeq names its product Protein with a potential role in actin cytoskeletal organization. NCBI's taxonomy places the organism in Eukaryota, Fungi, Ascomycota, Pichiomycetes, Pichiales, Pichiaceae. The transcript is spliced from 2 exons. The record is from RefSeq and is a predicted model, not a curated record. Bases 1 to 2532 code for a protein of 843 amino acids.